Messenger RNA from Hyphopichia burtonii NRRL Y-1933, 1287 nucleotides. RefSeq lists its product as uncharacterized. NCBI's taxonomy places the organism in Eukaryota, Fungi, Ascomycota, Pichiomycetes, Serinales, Debaryomycetaceae. The record is from RefSeq and is a predicted model, not a curated record. The transcript has a single exon. Bases 1 to 1287 code for a protein of 428 amino acids.
AUGGAUGCAAGUUGUGGACCAUCGAACGCAUUACAGAACCUUUCAAAGCACACUCAGCGUGAUCAGUCAUUACAAAAUGAGUUUAUCAACAGAAAUGGACCAGUGAAUCCGGGGCAGUCAUUUAGAUCGAAUUAUACUGGAGUUGAUCACCAGUUAAACCAAGAUUUCCAGCAGUUUAAUCAACUGCAGAAUAUGAAUGGGAAUCCUGCGUUCAUGAACCAGUUUGGCCCGGCGCCGCAGAUCCCCGGACGUCAUCAUGAACAAGCACAGUUCAAUCAGUUUAAUCAGUCACAGACCCAUUUUAACCAACCGCAACUUCACCAACCGCAAAGUAGUAAUUCAAAACAAGGGUGGGUGCAAGACUUUUCCAAUUUGGCUAUAAGUAAUCGACAGCAACCAACGAAUGACUGGCACACUCAGUUUAUGAAGCAACAAGGAUUUCAACAACACCAACCACAAGCACAACAUCAAAGGGUGAUGCCGAACCAUGCGUCGGGAUUCCAAAUGAACAUGAGAACAAACUUAUCUCAACCAAUGAACCAGAUGGCAGUACCCACCGAGCAUCAAGAAAUGCAUCGGAUGGAACAAGAAAAGCAAGUUUUCGACGACCAAUUCGACCAAUUAGAAAAAGAACUCGAAGCACAAGCCGUUCCAGAACAGACGAUACUGGAGGAGAUAAAUGAGGUAUCGACCAAUGAGAAUGAGAAGGAGGAGUUUGCCAAAACUGCCCAAAGAGUGUAUGAUUCAAUGUUAUCCCAGCAAAAUACUCAAACAACAGAAACAAGUACCAAAUUUCAACAAUCGGAUUUUCUCAAAUUGAUGAACUCUAUAUCCAGCCGGAAAGUCGAGCUUUCACAAGAAGGGAACAAACUAGUGAAUGAGAGUGGCCAGGAUAUUCGAAAUCAGGAACAUAUAUCAAAUUUAGCCGAUCCAUUACAGGAUGUCAGAAAUGAAGUGAGACAAGAACCCUUGAGUGUCCGACACGACAAUACCGAUUACCAUCGUGCGGUCCACGAACCCCAAAUGAAUACCGAAGAGGCUCUAAGAGGCCACUUGCCAGAUCCUUUGGCCCACAUAAAAGAUGGUGAGCUCGAUGCCUUUGAACCAUUGCAAGCAGCCAGAAUCGUAAGUGGAGACCAGGUCAAGGGUAACCAGUGGAUGGAGGACUCCAACUGGGAAAUCGAGCCCGAUGCAUUGCAUGGAUCCAGAUUGCAAAAGGGAAGAAUCCUAAAUCAAUACGAACAAGAGGUGUUUGAUGAUUACAGACAGGACGACGAUUUCCAUUAG